AUGGCGGAGGAACGACCGAAAAGGGUCAAAGUGGCCUGGAGCGAUGAUCUUAGUCAUGAUUCUGAAGAAGAAAGAGAACGAGAACGCUUGGCUCAGCUGGAGCGUGAAUUAGCAGAACAAUCAGUGAAGCCGGUCUAUCCAGAAGAGGACCUGAAUAAACUGAUAGGUUUCAUCAUGAGAAUGACCACUCUUUACGACCUUAGAGACGAAGACUGGAACCAGGGGACCAAGGAAAAGAUCGAAGAGUGGAUCCUAGACCCUCGCUCUAUUAUGCUCUGUAUCUACUUUAGAGGCGAAACAUUAAAAGCCUCUCUAGAUAUACCAUUUACUCCUGUAUAUGAUCUUAUGUAUUUUAUCCGUCAACCGGAUUAUAUUUUCAAAGUAGAGACAUUUCAUGAUGAUAUUAUUUUUGGUACUUUCGUUUAUUCUGUGGAAUCAAAUAUGAUACAGGUGUUGGAAUCGGUUUUCGCUCCUUAUUUCUUCGCUGUUACCACUUGGCCAGAGAGCGUAAAGAGUGAAUUUUGUUCUCAUAUUCACACUUUCCUCGCAAAGUUGACGGAUAUGUAUUACAAAAUGCUCGGCCUGACUGUCCUGUACAUACCGCGCGAGGGUCAACAGCUAUCUUUCGAGCAGGCGAGCGCCGACCGUGAGUUGGUGAAGAGAUUGGAAGGUGUGGUGGUCUACUGGACGCAUCAGAUAAAAUCUUGCGUCGAGGACCACGCAUCCGUGUCCUCUCAAAAGGAGCUUCUAUGUCCGAGCGAUGAGUAUGAUUUUUGGGUAUAUAGACAUGAAAACUUGAAUGCUCUGCUAUACCAACUGCAAAAUCCAGCUGUAAAACACAUCACCAAGAUCCUUGUAACUACACAUUCCACUUUUAUACAUCAAUUCCAAGCGCUGUGCGAAGAAAUCGUACAAAAGAUUAAAGAGGCGACUUCGAAUAUAGAAUUUUUACAAGUCAUCAAACAGCCGUGCGCCGUACUCGAGUGUGUCGUCGAUCCGGAUAAAAUCUCGAAACAUAUCCCACAAAUUAUAAACCUAUUUAGGUUCAUUUGGAUGGAGUCUCCUUACUACAAUUCUGAAGCUCGCAUCACAAAUCUUUUCAAGGCACUUAGCAACCAGAUUAUAAUUCUAUGCAAGAACUACAUUCAAUUAGACGAUCUCUUCGAUGGUCAGACGAAGAAGGCACUCGGUGAGUUCAGCAAGUGUAUAGACUGCUGUAAGAAGUAUCGUGAGAUCUACGACGUGAUGGUGGAGGCGCAUACAGCAGAGAAGCCCGGCAGCUGGGAAUUAGACUCGGGAUCUAUUUUUAAUUAUAUUGACUCAUUCAUUCAGAGAUGCUUUGAUAUGUUAGAUGUUUGUAACUGUAUGAUUAUUUUUGGAAGGAUCGAUGAGAUAGAGCAAAUAAAUAAGCCGAUAUUUGCGGGGGCCAACGGCGAUCAGUUCGAGGCGAAAUGUGACCAGAUAGAGAAGAAGUUCAACGUCGCGCUUGGUCAUGUGCGGAAAGUCGCGCACACCAUCCUCGAUGUGCAGGCACCGUCGUGGUACGACGACAUACUGCAGUUCAGGUCGACGAUAAAAGAUAUUGAGAUUAUAAUAGAGAACCUGGUGGAGUCAGUGUUCGAAGGCGUCAACCAUGUAGAGGAGGCGGUCGUGGCCCUCUACUCGCUACACAACUACUCCAGGAGGCAAAACUUGAAGCGCAUUUUCAAAAGGAAGACUUCUGACGUGUGGGCAAUGUUCAGCGACGCGGUGCAAGAAACCAAGAAGGACAUGGUGUCCACUCGUGGCCAGUAUCCCUCUGACUUGCCGCCGUACGCCGGCAGAGCUGUCGUCCUCAAGAUGAGGAAGAAUCGGUUGAUUUAUUUGAAAAAUGUAAUGCGUGAUGCAUCCGUGUGGAUGAUGAAAUGCAGUAGCUCUGAGGACGUAAUCAUGCACGUCAACCGGCUCGUCAGCGCCAUCGAUGUCAAUAUACGCGAGCUAUGGAUAUCUUGGACGCACAACCUUGACGAGAGAUGUAGCGCCGGUCUGAAUAGAACUUUGAUGCGGAAGAGCUCUGAGAACGCAGGCUUAAUGGAAUGCAAUAUGGACGUAAAUAUACUAGAACUGUGUAAGGAAGCUUCGCAUUGGGAGAACAUGGGCUUGGAUAUACCACUGCACGCUUUUCAGGUGUAUAUGAAGAGCAAGACAUUAUUGUACGUGUAUGAGAACGUACUGGCCGUUGUGAAGGGUUACAACAAGAUAUUGGACUCACUGUCCGAGCCUGAGAGGCUUCUCUUCAAACCACUCAUAACUGCAUGUGAGAGAAAAGUACAACCAGGAAUUUCUAAAUUAACUUGGACGUCUACGAUGUCUGAUGAAUAUAUCGCUGACUGUGUAACUCAAAUUGGAGAGUUGCAAGAUUUUCUAACAACAUACAAGAACUGCAACGUGAAUUUGGUUAAAAUUAUGGAAAAAAUAUGUGAUACCCCGUUCAUGGAAUUCGAUAUUUACAACGUGUUUGACAUUAAGGACCUUCGAGCAUAUGUUCGAGCAAUGGAAGCAGAAGCGGCGGCAAAAAUAUUAGAAAUGUAUAAAGAGAUUAUAAUUUACCUUGUUAUUGUGUAUGAAGGAUUUGAAGCACAGAUAACACAAAUGGCCGACCAGUGGGUAAAAUAUGUGAGAAGAUUCGACCGCAUUUUAGAAGAUGCUCUUCGUCUAUCAAUUAAGGCGACAAUGCAGAACAUGUAUAAAUGCGUACAUGGGGAUGGAACUAUGGCGCCAUCGCCAUUAAUCAAAAUGAACCUUUAUCUAUCUGGAAAGAAAAUCGUUUUUAUUCCUACCGCUUACGAACUGCGUGAGACUUUUACCACUGUUCUCGAAGAAAUUGUCCACAUAAUGAGCACGGUACCACGACUUUUCGAGAAAUUUUCACUUCCUUCAGGUGGUUUGAAACGGUUUUGUGAGGUUAUUAAAGUUGACACGGACAGUAACAAAUUGCAAGCGCUAAUCGAUGCCGAAAUCGAAUUUAACAUAAAUCUCAUAAAUGACCAUAUAAAUAUGUGGGAUCCUUACGCACAUAUCUGGGAGGUUGAUAAGGAUGAGUUUAUGGCUAAAUAUCUUCAAGAGAAACACAAAGCUAUAGAGUUUGAUAAUUUAAUAAUAACCUACACAGAUUUAGCGAACACUGUCCAAGUACAAGAAACCGUUAAUCAGAUACAUUUCGUCACAUUAAAUUCUAGUGAACUGAAAAAAUCUAUUAUUGCUCAUUGCCUAACCUGGCAAAUUAAAUUAGGUGAAUUAUUGCGAAAAAUUACUGAAUCUGACAUUGAUGUUGUAUACGCGUAUGUCGAAAAAAGCAGUGAAGAAGCUAUGACGAUGCCAACAAAUUUGAAAGAGCUGGCAUCGUCUAUAGCUACUUAUGAGCGCCUUAUGUCUGAAAUUGUAGCAAUGGAACAAACUUUCCCACCGAUAACCGACCAAAUGGCAACGUUAGCAAAGUUCGAAGUUGAAGUCAGCUCAGAUAUGGUAACUCGUCAUGAAAAUAUCCCUGUUCUUUGGAAUGACUAUUUAAAUUUAUUAGAAGAAGCGAAGAAAGCAUUGGAAGCCAAUAAGGAUAAGUUUAAAACGGAGUUAUUGGAGCAAGCGGAGGAAUUUAAGGAAGCAGCUAAAGAAUUCUGUGAAGAAUUUUACAAAACAGCACCGUGCAGUUCAGAUAUUACUGGUAAAGAUGCUAUGGCACAAUUGAAAGCUUUCAGAGAGCAGCUAAAUGCCCUGAGAGCUCAAGAACAACAGAUACGAGAUGGACUUGCAGUGUUUAACUUAACAACACCGGUCAAUCUAGACCUGCAGAAAAUGGAAAAGGAGUUGGAGAAACUAGAGGAGGUUUGGGGACUGGUCGUACAAUGGGAGGAUUCUUGGGAGAAAUACAGGACGCAAACUUUCUGGGAAAUGGAAACUGACGAAAUGGAAGAAAACGUUCUGUUCCUUUUUAGGAAUUUUAAUCGUCUUUCACGACAGCUUAAAGACAAAGGAUGGGAUAUUAUAGACACAACUCGGGUGAAAGUCGAUGCUUUCAGAAGGACAUUGCCAUUAAUUGGCGAUUUGAAAAAUCCCUGUAUGAGGGAAAGACAUUGGGAUCGUAUUAAAACUCUUAUGGGCGUUGAAUUUGAUCAAACUUCAGAAGAUUUUAAAUUAGAAUUGAUAAUGCGUCUGAAUUUCCAAGCAUAUGCUGAGGAUAUUGCUGAGAUAUCAAACGCCGCUACCAUGGAGUUAAAUAUAGAAAAUGGUCUGAAAGCAAUCAGAGAAGUGUGGAAGAAUACAACUUAUGAAAUGCAACAUCACCACGGUGAUAUGUAUAGGAUUAAAAAUGUCGAAGAUGUGACACAGUUUCUAGAAGAUCACCAAGUGCAACUUUCUUCAAUGAAGUCCACAAAAUACGUGGAGCCGUUUAUAAAAGAAGUUGACUACUGGGAAAAAUCAUUGGGAUACGUCGCAGAAUGUAUAGAGAUAUCUUUACAAGUGCAACGUCGUUACCUCUACCUCGAAAUAAUAUUUGCUGGUGAGGAUAUUAGAAAACAAUUGCCAGAAGAAGUAUUAACGUUUGAUGCAUUGACGGCCGAUUGGACUGACAUUACUAUGAACAUGCACGCUGGAGCCAACGCAAUCGAAGCGUGCCUUUACAAACCUGCACCAUUUUUAUAUAACAAGCUCAAUACUAUGGUCGAUAACUUAGAUGGAAUAUUAAGAUCGUUAGAGAAAUAUCUUGAAACAAAAAGGCAGAUCUUUCCUCGUUUUUAUUUUAUUUCUAAUGAUGACCUGCUGGAAAUUCUGGGUAAUUCGAAAAAACCACAACUGGUACAGGUACAUCUCAAGAAAUUGUUUGACAACGUGAACAAGAUAAGAAUUGAUAAGAAUGCUGUUGGUCUGCCUAUAGCUAAAGCUAUGAUAUCUGAGGAUGGGGAGACUAUUGAAUGGAAGCAUAGUGUACUUCUGGAUGGUCCCGCUGAGGUGUGGCUGUUAGGCUUAGAACACAUGAUGAGGGUAGUUUUAAGAGAGCAAUUGAUUCAAACUCGGUUGGCGCUGAGAAAAUGUCGCUACCAGAGAGAGCAGUGGAUCAACGACUGGCCGGGACAACUUGGCAUCACCUGCAGUAAGAUUCAAUGGACAUCGGACUGCACGCGGACUCUUUGCCGCUGCGAGAUAAUGAAGGAGAAGAAGCCGAUGAAGAAGUUGAGGAAGAAACAGAACCAGAUCCUGACGACGCUGCAGAACAUGUCGAGGAAGGAGAUCACAAAGAUAUUACGAUGCAAAGUCAACGCCUUAUGUGUUAUUGAGAUACAUUCGAGGGAUUGCGUAGAUAAAUUGUAUAAGAUGGGUUGCAUGUCGGUGACGGCAUUCGAGUGGUUCUCCCAGUUGAAGUUCUAUUGGGACCGCGAGCGUGAGGACUGCUACAUUCGGCAGACAAACACUAGCUUCAUCUAUACAUACGAGUACAUCGGAAACUCGGGACGGCUCGUUAUAACACCUCUCACUGACAGAUGCUACAUAACACUAACAACUGCUUUGCACUUGUAUCGUGGUGGCAGUCCUCAGGGUCCGGCCGGUACUGGUAAAACGGAGACCACCAAAGACCUGGGCCGCGCCCUGGCACGCUGGGUUGUUGUCACCAACUGUUCCGACGGCCUCGAUUACAAGUCUAUGGCAAAGUGCUUCGCUGGCAUAGCACAAAGCGGCUGCUGGGGUUGCUUCGACGAGUUUAACAGAAUUAAUAUCGAAGUGCUGUCGGUGGUGGCGCAGCAGAUCCUCGCGGUGCUGCAAGCGCUCUCGCUGCAGCAGAAGCGAUUCCUCUUCGAGGGCUUCGAUCUGAAACUCGACGCGAACUGCGGCAUAUUCAUUACUAUGAAUCCUGGUUACGCGGGUCGUACGGAAUUACCAGAUAACUUGAAGUCGAUGUUUCGUCCGAUUGCGAUGUGCGUUCCGGACUCGCUCAUCAUCGCUGAAAACACGCUCUUCUCUGAUGGUUUCACCGCCUACAAGAUUAACGCUAAGAAGGUAUUCACUUUAUACCAGCUGGCGAUGCAGCAGCUGUCGAAGCAGGACCACUACGACUUUGGGUUACGCUCCAUGGUAGCGCUGCUGCGCUACGCCGGAGUAAAGCGCAGGGCAUACUCCAACUUGCCAGAGCAGGAGAUAGUAAUCCUGGCGAUGCGUGACAUGAACGUGGCCCGACUGACGGCGAAGGACGUGCCGCUGUUCAACGGCAUCAUGCAGGACAUAUUCCCGGACGUGGAGGUUCCCACACUUGACUACGAGAUGUUAGAGACCGCCAUCUCUGCGGAGAUGAGGCUCAUUGGACUGCAGCCAGUUAAGGCCGCGCUUUUGAAGGUCAUACAGACGUAUGAAACAAAGAAUUCCCGUCAUUCGAGCAUCUUGCUGGGUGACACGAACACCGCCAAGUCGGUGUCGUGGAAGAUGUUGGCGGCGACGAUGACGCGGCUGAAGCGCGAGGGUGUGCCGGGUUUCGAGAUCGUGCAGGUCUACCCCAUGAACCCCAAGGCGCUCACCCUGGGCGAGCUCUACGGAGAGUAUAACCUGGCCACAGGCGAGUGGAAGGACGGCGUGCUCUCCGCCAUCAUGCGCACCGUAUGUCAAGACGAGUCUCCGGAGCAGAAGUGGAUCGUAUUCGACGGUCCGGUGGACGCGAUCUGGAUAGAGAACCUUAACUCUGUGAUGGACGACAACAAGCUGCUGACGCUCGUCAACAGCGAGAGAAUAUCUAUGCCGCCGCAGGUAUCGCUGCUGAUAGAGACGCUGGACCUGUCGGUGGCGUCUCCGGCCACGGUGUCGCGUAACGGCAUGGUGUACAACGACUACCGCGACUGGGGCUGGGGGCCUUACGUCAACUCCUGGCUUGACACCGUCGACGACAUUGACUACAGAGAUAUGUUGCGUCGUCACUUCCAAAACAUCCUGAGCCCGGUGCUGGCGCUGAAGCGUGCACUGGGCGAGGGUCUGCGCGGGCACGAGCUGAGCGGAGUGCGCGCGCUGUGCCGGCUGCUGGCGCGCACUCCGCCGCCGCCGCACCCCACUGAGGAGGACGACGAUACAUUCGCCAAGAUGAGAUUCCUCUUCGCGUUGAUCUGGUCUGUGUGCGCGACCCUGGACGAGGAUGCUCGCCGCCGUCUGGACAAUUGGAUCCGUGAGCACGAGGGCGUUUUCCCCCUGAAGGACACCGUCUACGACUACUAUCUGGAUGAGAGGCUGCGACAAUUCCGACCAUGGGAAGACCGUCUACCGGAUAAUUGGCGAUUCAAUCCAGCCUUAGGUUUCCACUCUAUCUUGGUUCCGACGGUGGAGUUUAUCCGGGUACAGAUUAUAUCGCUGGAGCUGCUGAAGGGAGGUCACGGCGUGCUGGUCGCGGGCCCCACGGGCACCGGCAAGACAUACCUCAUACAGGGCACGCUUUCACAACUGGAUCCGGAAAAGUACAGCAACCAAGUUAUCAACAUGUCUGCUCAGACCACCGCGGCAAAUGUCCAGGAUAUGAUCGAAGCGCGACUGGAGAAGAGGACCAAGGGCAAUUAUGUGCCAGCAGGAGGUAAGAAGAUGAUAGCAUUCAUGGACGACAUCAACAUGCCGGUGAAGGACGACUACGGCUCGCAGCCGCCGCUCGAGCUGGUGCGCCUCUGGCUCGACUACGGCUAUUGGUUCGACAGGCAAAAGCAGUGGAGAAAGAAUGUUAAGGACAUGGUGCUGUGCGGUGCAGCAGGGCCGCCUGGCGGCGCGCGCAGCCAUCUGCCGCCGCGGCUGCUGUCCUGCUUCCACGCAUUCUUCCUGCCCUCACCCACGCACCAGCAGCUCAUCAAGAUCUUCGGUACCAUGCUGGCGCAGCACCUCAUGGAGUUUGAUGAGGAGACGAAGACUGUGGGUAAGAUAGUGCUGGUGGCAACAAUCGACAUGUUCAACAAUAUAGUGGCCAAGCUGCUUCCUACACCGAGCAAAAUGCACUAUCUCUUCAACUUGCGCGAUAUAUCUAAAAUAUUCCAGGGUCUCUUGCGAAGUAAUAAAGAUUACACGAACACGAAGCCUCGUUUCCUACGAUUAUGGAUACACGAGUGUUUCCGUGUUUUUGGUGAUCGACUCACCGAAGAGAAAGAUCGUGAUUGGUUUAUGAAUCAGGUAGCAGAAAUGUUGGGUAAACAUUUCGAGCUGACUUUCCACGCCGUCUGCCCCACCAAGAGCCCUCCUCUUUUUGGACAUUUCCUUAAUCCCUUCGAAGUGUAUGAUGACAUGAAUGACCCUGAGAUCUUGAGGAAGUACAUUGCCAACCAGCUGGAGGAGUACAACAGCAGCCCGGGUGUGGUGAAGAUGGACCUGGUGUUGUUCAAGGACGCCAUCGAGCACGUGUGCCGCAUCACACGCGUCAUCUCGCAACCGCGUGGCAACAUGCUCUGCGUCGGCAUCGGUGGUUCUGGUCGUCAGAGCUUGACUCGCUUGGCGUCUUAUAUCUGCGAAUCCAACUCGUUCCAAGUCGUCGUCACCAAGACCUACGGGGUCAAGGACUUCCGCGAGGAUCUGAAGACUUUAUACACAAGCUGCGGUGUGGACGCGAAACAGACGACGUUCAUCUUCAACGAUACGCAGAUAGUGGAGGAGAGCUUCACGGAGAUCAUGAACAACCUUCUCAGCAGCGGAGAGAUCACCAACCUAUACAAACCCGACGAGUUUGAAGACAUAAAGCAAGCGCUAGAGAAGGCGAUGAAGAACGCCAACAUAAUGCAGACCGCGGAGUCCGUGUACCUGUUCCUGGUGGACCGCGUCCGCAGCAAUCUGCGCAUCGUACUCUGCUUCAGCCCUAUUGGAGAAGAAUUUCGAAACCGCAUCCGCCAGUACCCGGCACUGAUAAACGCGACCACCACUAACUGGUUCCUGGAGUGGCCGCGGGAGGCGCUGCUCGAGGUCGCAUACAAGUUCCUCGCCGGCGUCGAGCUGCUCGCCUCCAUCACCGGGCAGAGGGUGAGACGCAAAGAGUCUGUGGUGGAGAGUCGUGAGGAGAUCCUGCGAGCGUCAGUGGCUUCCAUCAUGUCGCUGGUGCACUCGUCUGUGGGCCGGCACUCUGUGCGCAUGUGGAACGAGAUGCGUCGCGUCAACCACGUCACACCCACCAACUAUCUCGAGCUCGUCUCUGGGUACAAGGAAAUGCUAAAGAAUAAACGCGCGGAGGUGGCUCUCCAAGCCAACAAGUUGAGAAACGGCUUGGGUAAAGUGGAGGAGACCACUAAACUGGUGGGGCAGAUGUCUGAGGAGUUGGCGGUGGCUAAGGUGCAAGUGGCGGAGUACACGGAGCAGUGCGUGGAGUACAUGGGCGUGAUCAACGCGCAGCAGCGCAACGCGGACGAGCAGCAGCGCAGCGUGGCGGCGCGCAGCAAGAAGACGCAGGAGGAGGAGGUGCAGUGCAAGAGGCUGGCAGACGCCGCCAUGCGCGACCUCGCCAGCGCCAUGCCUGCACUGGAGGAGGCCGUCAAGGCUCUAGACGCGCUCAACAAGAAAGAUAUUACAGAAGUCAAGUCGUACGCCAAGCCGCCGCAGAAAGUAGAAAUGGUCAUGGAAGCGGUCCUCAUAUUGUUACAGAAGGAGCCGACUUGGGCGGAGGCGAAGCGUCAGCUAGGCGACCAGUACUUCCUGGACCGGCUGCGGGAUUUUGACAAAGACAACAUCUCGGACAAGACGCUGAAGAAGAUCGGCACCUACACCGCCAAGCCGGACUUCGAGCCGGAGAUCGUGGGCACUGUGUCGCUCGCCGCCAAGUCGCUCUGCCUGUGGGUGCGCGCCAUCGAGAAGUAUGGCAAGGUCUACAAAAUAGUAAAACCGAAGAAGGAGCGUCUAGAAGAAGCGUUGGAGUCGCUGCGCAUGAAGCAGCAGAUCCUGGCGGAGGCGCGGGCCAAGCUGCGUGAGCUGAGCGAGAUGAUCGCGCGCCUGCAGAAAGAAUACGACGAGAAACUAGCUCAAAAGGAAGAGCUCGAAAGAAAGUCCAGGAUGUUGCAGCUCAAGCUCGAGAGGGCGGAGGCGCUCAUCACUGGACUGUCGGGUGAACGUGAGCGCUGGGAGAUGACGGUAGAGCGGCUGGACAAGGAAUUUGACAACCUUCCGGGCGACUGUCUCAUCGCCACUGCCUUUGUCGCCUAUCUCGGGCCCUUCGUCUCUGAAUACCGCGAAGAGCUAAUGGAUGACUGGUUCCGUGAGGUAUACAAUGAAGCCGUACCAGUUACAAUGGAUCUCAGCAUGAAGAAUUUUCUUCUAGACGAUGCUACUCUGAGAGACUGGAACUAUAUGGGAUUACCAGAUGACAACUUCAGUGCUGAGAACGGUAUCAUAGUACGUCGGGCGACGCGUUGGCCGCUGGCUGUCGACCCUCAGGGACAGGCACUCAUCUGGAUAUCCAGGCUCGAGGAAAAUAAUGGAAUUGAAGUAGUCGAUUUCGGUCAACCAAAUUAUCUGAAAGUGAUGGAGAAGUGCUUGUCGGAGGGCAUACCUAUCCUGAUACAGAACGUGGGGGAGGUGCUGGACCCCUCCAUCGCACCUAUACUCGACAAGGCCAUCGUAAAGAUUGGGUCAUCAAUGGUGAUAAAGUUCAAUGAGAAGAUGGUGCCCUACAACUCCAACUUCCAGCUAUACCUUACUACCAAAUUAGGCAAUCCGAUCUACACGCCGGAGAUCUUGACUAAGACGACAAUGGUGAACUUUGCGGUGAAGGAGCAGGGGCUGACGUCUCAGCUGUUAGGCAUCGUAGUGCGCAAGGAACGGCCGCAACUUGAGCAGAUGAAAGACACGCUUGUACUCUCCAUCGCAAGGGACAAGAAAGUUCUGGUGGAUUUGGAGAACGACCUGCUGCGCAUCAUGUACGAGUCGCAGGUGCCGUUGCUGGAGAACGAGGAGUUGUUCCAGACGCUACAGAUCUCACAGCGCACCUCGCUGCAGGUGAAGGAGGCGCUCAUCACAUCGCAGGUCACAGAGAAGGAGAUCGAUACCGCAAGAGAGGGCUACGUCCCAGUGGCGGUGCGCGCGUCUGUGCUGUUCUUCGCGCUCAACGACCUGUCGCGCAUCGAUCCAAUGUACCAGUUCUCGCUGGACGCGUACACCGACCUCUUCAUGUACUCCAUCGACCGCAGCCAGAAGUCCAGCGAGCUGGAGGACCGCAUCAACUAUCUUAAUGAGUUCCACACAUAUGCUGUUUAUAAGAACACAUGUCGCGCGCUGUUCGAGCGGCACAAGCUGCUGCUGUCGUUCCACAUGGCGUCGCGCAUCCUCUUCCAGGCGGGCAAGCUCAACAUGAACGAGUACCUCUACCUGCUGAAGGGUGGCAUCGUUCUCGACCGCUCCGAGCAGCCCGACAACCCCACCAACUGGAUCCCGGACGAGUGCUGGGACAACAUAACGGAGCUGGACAAGAUAGCCGGCUUCCACGGCAUCAUCGACAGCUUCGAGACCAUGUCCAAAGAGUGGCGCGACUGGUACCUCACGCCGGAGCCCGAAACGCAGCCCCUCAUCGGUGAAUGGAACGAGAUCUGCAGCGAGUUCCAGCGCAUGUUGGUUGUGCGCGCGCUGCGUGCUGACCGCGUGGGCGCGUGCGCGGCCGCCUUCGUGCUGCGCGCGCUCGGCCCUCGAUACAUAGAGCCGCCGGUCCUCGAUAUUCGGGCGGCGUGGGAGGAGUCGUCGUGGAAGACUUCUCUGCUGUUUGUGCUGUCGCCCGGCGUGGACCCCACAUCCUCGCUUAUCCAGCUCGCUAUGGACGUCAAGAUGUUCGACAAGUUCCAGUCGCUCAGCCUCGGACAGGGCCAGGCGCCCGCCGCUGAAAGGAUGUUGGUGCAAGGCAUGGAAGAGGGCGGCUGGGUGUUCCUGGCUAACUGCCACCUGGCCUGCGAGUGGCUGGGCUCGCUGCGCGGCCUGGACAACCCCACCAUACACCACCGCUUCAGGCUCUGGCUCUCCUCUAUGCCCGACCCCAAGUUCCCACUCGGCAUGCUGCAGAGGAGUAUCAAGAUGACCACGGAACCGCCACAGGGUCUGAAAGGCAAUCUAGUUCGUAUCUUCGCAAACCUGAACGAGGAUAAGUUUGACGAGGCGACCCCCAAGUACCGCAAGUUGCUGUUCUGCGUCGCCUUCUUCCACUGCACCCUCAUCGCCAGGAAGCGCUUCCGUCAGCUCGGAUAUAACGACGUCUACAGCUUCAACGAUGCCGACUUUGAAGUUUCGGACAAUCUGUUGGCAAAUUACCUGGAGGAGUACGACGAGGUACCGUGGGCGGCGCUGCGCUACCUGCUGGCCGUCAUCAACUACGGCGGCCACAUCACCGACGACUGGGACAAGCGCGUGCUGCUCGCAUACAUCAAUCAGUUCUUCUGCGAGGAGGCGCACGAUGUGCCCUUCUACAGGUUGUCGAGUAUGCCGGCGUACCACGUGCCGCGCGAUGGCAGCCUGGAGUCGUACCGCGACUUCCUGGAGCUGCUGCCGACGGCGGAGCGCGCCGACUCCCUCGGCCAGCACAGCUCGGCCGACGUGGCCGCGCUCGCUCAGGAUGCUUCGAUCAUGUGUUCCACUUUGUUCUUGUUGACGUCAUCUGGGAGUGGGGGUGCAGCAGGCGGGGAGGAUCAGAAGGUGGACGAGCUGGCGGCGGAGAUGCUGGUGCGGCUGCCGGGCAAGAUCGACAUGGAGACGACGGAGAAGCUGAUGGGUCCCGAGAUCGUUAUGCCCAUGUGCGUCUCGCUGCUGCAGGAAAUCGGAUACUACAACGUGCUCAUCAAUUACAUUGUCUCAGGACUAAAGGAACUGCGGCGUGCAAUAGAAGGUCUGGUGGUGAUGUCCGAGAUACUGGAAACAAUGUACAGAUGUAUCUUCGAAGGAAAAGUACCAACUUUCUGGCAAAAAGGUCGUCCGACGCUGAAGCCGCUGGGCUCGUGGUGCCGCGAGCUGUGGGCGCGCGGGGACCGGCUGGGCGCGUGGGCGGCGGCGCCCCGCUCCCCGCCGCCGCUGUGCUGGCUGCCCGCCCUGCUCGCGCCCACAGGCUUCCUCACCGCCGUCAUGCAGACGACGGCGCGCGGCGAGGGCUGGCCCAUCGACACGCUGUGCUGGGACUUCACCGUGCUCACCAUUGAGGAGCAGAACAUCAUGCGAGCGCCCAGGGACGGCGGAGUCUAUAUCAGGGGUCUAUUCCUGGAGGGCGCGAGCUGGUUCAAGAAGGAUGCGCACCUGCAGGACCCUCUGCCCAUGCAGCUGGUUUUCCCGAUGCCCCCUAUACACUUUAAACCCGUCAGAGCCACGGGCAGGAGGCCUAAGAACCGCUACACGUGUCCGUGCUACUACUACCCGCUGCGCAAGGGCGCGUUCGUGGUGGCCGUGGAGCUGGCCUCGGGCCGCGAGCACCCCGACUUCUGGGUGAAGCGCGGCGCCGCGCUGCUCUGUACACUCGCUACAUAAAGCCCCCCUUCACCACGCCUA
Molecule: messenger RNA, 13473 nt
Organism: Papilio machaon (common yellow swallowtail)
Lineage: Eukaryota; Metazoa; Arthropoda; Insecta; Lepidoptera; Papilionidae
Gene: kl-2
Product: dynein axonemal heavy chain 2
Exons: 80
Coding region: 1-13452 (4483 amino acids)
Biological process (GO): microtubule-based movement
Cellular component (GO): dynein complex
Molecular function (GO): ATP hydrolysis activity; dynein light intermediate chain binding; minus-end-directed microtubule motor activity
Source: RefSeq, a predicted model, not a curated record